CUCCAACAGGCCUCAUCAUGUCGAUGACGAUGUCGAUAAUCUAGUAGCUGCAGCUGUAGCAGCACAUCAGCUGCUUUUUUAGGAGUUACGAACAGAGCACCAGACAACCAGCCUGUCGAUGUUUUGUCGGACUAUAAGUUUACGCACUCAGGAGCAGCACCGUUCACGAACUAAUAUGUAACGGAGGGGUCCUCGACUUUCGACAUUGAAAGCGCAACCGGGCCCGCCUGCGUGUUUGCCUCUGACCGGCUCGUUUCAUGUCCUAGGUCGUUCCUUUCUGCUUCUAAUAUCUUGUCCUGCUGCGUGUUUCGUCUUGACUUUUGACGAGUAGUGGGAGUGCCACCAGCAGCUGCUCCUGCGCUUCACGCCGCCGACGAUUUUUGGUCUCGAGAGUACGUACAAAAGCGCCUGUCUCGACGUAGUGCCAUCAUUGUUCAACCACCUGGUAAUCCGAAGUCGCUGUGAGGACGUCCCUCCGUCCACCAUGUUUCUCUCCCGCCACUGGGGCAAGCCUGUGGAGGUGAAGAAAUCCGACACGGCAACCACGUGGUACCAAGCUGUCCUCGUUGGCGAUGGCAAAAACGGCGAGGCCGCCCGGGUCCGCUUCCCCUACGAGAUAUUCCCUUUCGACGCGAUAGCACAAGCGAGCGCGGCCGCGUCGGGCUACGGCGGGCUGAAAAACCGCGACGUGAUUUUAAAUCCAACUGCCCUUGCCGGGAACGGGCAACCAGGGAGCAGUGUGAGUAAGACCACUUUAUGUGCCUACGAUGCGGAGAACGUUCUGUGGGCGGAAAAAUUGGUUUUCGUUAAGCAGUGCUGCCGGGAACGACAGAGACCGACCGCAGCGAGCAACUGGGAACCGAGCGUGAAUGAGUAAGAAGAAGAACUUCUUCACAUGAUAGAUGAGGAUUCAACAUGUGAUAAAUGCAGGGAAACAAGACCACUAUGCUAAUGCUGCUCCCUCUGCUUCUUUGUCUUCUCUUCUUGUUCUUCAUUGAGAGUUUCUUACUUUUUUCCGCAGUGCAGUAUUUAGCAGGGGGUAUUCUGGUGACCCGCAGAAGAACUCGGCUGUGAUGUUGUCGGGAGGAUAAGAGCCCUUGCUUCCCACCACAGUCACGCCCGGGUCUGCAAUCCCGUGCAGGUCUGGGAGAUGCCGUAGUGGAAUACCGAAAAGCGUCCUUGCGGAGGCGGUAGGUCACCAUGAUGCCUACUAGACCUCGGUUGGAGGCUGACAAUAUGUCAAUUCGUGUUGCAACAUGGUAUAAUAGUUACACGGGUCGCUGGCGCUGCACCACCUCCAAACAAGAUCACUUCUCUUGCCUCUUUAUGAUCAAGAUCUAUCGAAAAACAUCACCAGACUCGUGGAGCUUUCCUUCGAGGCCAACAAGUACUACCCCGCUGGCUGGGCGCUUGGCCGCGUGACCGGCACGAAAGACGAGUUUUAUUUCGUCCGGUUUGAGGUUGACGAGAGCUCGGGUUUUACGAAAGACCAAAAGACCGUGAUCGUGAAGAAAGACGUCUUGCGCCGCCUUCCUGCGUUGCCAGACGGCAUGAUGAGUGGCAAAAAUCAGAUCAUUUCUUCCGCGACAGGGGCUCCAGCCCUCGGUGGUCCAGCAGCAUCCAGCAGUCGCCUGACAUCUUCACAGCAAAUGCUGAAUUACAGUCGGUCGAUCUGCCCGGAGGGCAGGUUCAGCAAGAAAAUCUGCGAGUUGCCGGACCCGGAAGAUCUGCACAGUUUGUGGCUAUUCACACCGGACGCGGUGGAGAUCCUGUCGCAGCUGAAGAGAAAACUGGAGCUGGUGGUACUAUUUUUUUUAUUUUUAUUAUGUUCAUACGUCUGCAGCCGCUGCGAAGCAUAUAGAUGUCUGUGUGAAGCAAGAAGAAAACUCAAGAGCAGCAUCAGCAUCAGAAGUUUUCAACGUUUUUUUAGAACAGGGACCCAGUGGUCGAUGAUUUUACGUUACAGGGACCCAUGAUUACGUGAAAACUUCUAUCACAGCUCAUCGUCCCCUCGCCUGAAGUGUCCUUCGGCGCGAUGACGGGUGAGCAGCGCGAGCAAUCCACCGCGGAGAUCGCUCUGUUCGCCGCGGGGGACAACGAACGGAGCUUGAAAAACCUAGAACAAGCGGAGCUGCUCCUGCAGAUACACUGGCACCACCAAACCAAGAUCCAGGCGUUUACGCGGGAACGAGAAAAGAAACUGAAGGAGCUGGAGGCGUUAAAGGAGAAAUUGGACCGGGGGACGGCAAUGGUAUAGGCAACUUCAGUUUUUUUUUCUUGAAAUAGGUAGAGGCGAAUCCAUCUUGAUGUUCAUCGUGGCGUGCUGUCAUGCGCGUUGGCCUGCUUGUGUAUCUCGACCGUGUCGUGGCAAUAAAGAACAAGAAAGAUAUUAAAGAAAAAGAUGCGUAGUAGAAGAUCUAGAUCAUGGGCCACACAACUAAAAUUCCACCCCAGCACCGCGAGAUUUCUGAGAAGGUUGUCGGCAAGUUGAUCGGUAAGAACGGGAAGAAUAUUGCCAGAUUACAGGAGAAAUACGGCGUUGAGAUCAAAGUUGCGGAUAAGAAGCCAACGAAAGCUACAGCGGCAACCCUUGUAGAGGUAGAACAUGAACAAGUCGAAGAGGAAGAUGAGCAGGUUGCAGCUGAGCCGGCGACGGCGCAGGACGACACCAAAAUAAACGGAACUUCUUCUAGUACCACGCCAAAGGGCGGCAGGUCGAACAAAAAUAAUUCCGCGGUAAAAAAUAAGCCCGCAACUUCUUCUGCUACGCGGAAAAUCACCAUUUUUGGGAUUGACAAGGACGCGGUAAAGCAAGCGUGGGAAGAAACGGAUCUUGCAAUUUCUGAGAUGAAACUGACACAGGAUCAGUGCAAGUUUCUAAGGCAGAAGUGCCAAUUCUCCGAGCUCAUGCAGGAAACGGGAGCGAGCUUUAUCGGGUAAAGUUGUUUUUUUGGUAAAACUGAUUUUUGAUGUGACACUGACAUACAUGCCUGGUGAGACUCGUUUGUACAAAAGCAAAAGCAUGCGUGAAGACACUAGGGACGUUUAAAUAAUAUUUUACGUCGGCCUUCUAGUGAUCAGCUGGGAGAUUCUAAAACGUAUGCAUCAGCAUGGUAUGUUGCAAACAACACUACAAACCCAUCCCCUUAUCAGGUUCGGCUCGAAGGAGUCCACCACGCUAGAGGUUAUCGGGAAGGAGAUAGAAGUGGAGGAGGCAAAGCUGAUAUGCAUUGCAAAACUAUCGCACUAGUAUGAAUUGCAUUACAAAUUUCCCCAAGAACAAAAAUGCAAUUUGUCAUGCUAUUUCAGGAAGCAAGUUGGAUUUGUCAUGCAUAUCUGCAAUUAGUACGAGUGUGAUACUUUUGCUCAGGAUAGCUGAUCCUGGAGGGCCAUCUGCUCUACUACAGCAGCUACCAAAGCAUGAAUGAGGCGAAAGAAACACUGCGCACUGAGGAGGAAAAGGUAAGUAUAGCUAUAGAAGAUUUUCGUCAACAACAACAUCAUGCUCGAGCACUAAAGUAUGAAACGCGAGGACACACAGCUGCGACAUCGAUCAUGUGCAUCACGUUUUUGAGAAGUUGGGAAACGAACGCUGAUGUUGCACCUCAACAACCAGAAGAUGAAUGCUAGUUCUCACUUAUUUCUUUGGUCACAUCAAUUUUCUCAGUUCCAACAAGAAUACGGACGUGCCGGAGGCAAGGGAAAGCGAAAAGGUCGCAAGUCUGCCAAAGACGCAAACGACAACAACGAGGCUGGUGCAGAUAAUUCGGACAAACAGAAAAAAGGAUCUUCGAAAGGUGGCAAGGGGGGUAAGAACGCAAACAAGAACAACAAAUCUAAGCCCGAUAAACACGAGAAGGACAAAAGAGAGAAGUCUGAGAAUAAAGAUAAAAGAACUAAGCCUGAUCACGCAGCUGCUCCAAACGAGAAAAACACAAAGCCGGAGAUCGCCCCCAACCCAAACGAGCCGUCGACUACCAGUAGCCCCGAUCUGAAAACCAACAAACCUUCGUCCCCGAGUCCGAAGAGCAAGGGGGGAGCGAAGCGGAAGGGAAGUGUCGACUCUGUGGUCGAGACGGCCACCGCAGCCGAGGCCGCAGCGCCGGCUGCCACGGUGGGGGGCGAUUGAUUUACUUUUAUCUUUUCUCACCACGAACAUGAUUUGCUAUGAGGAGCAUGCUGUAGUCGUCCUAAUCUGUCACUAUUUUUAAAAUGAACACAUAGAAAAGUUUUACUGGAUGAACUGCUAGAAGAUUGAUGGGUAGUUCUUCUGGAGGAGGUCUUUGUAUCCGCAUUGCUACGGGGUUUUUGCUCUCGCCCUUUUCCGCUCAGAUUUUCUGUUUUUCUCCUGGGUGGUAGCCGCGUCACGACGUACAAUAAACGACCAAAAUAUAAAUCGAGGACUAGUUCAUCUAGUUCAAGCCAAGGUAUAGUACUCAAACGAGCAUAAGGGUAAGGCAUGCGCCUCGAAAAAUACAAAUUCAAAUUUCUUGAGAGGUAGCAUGUCUUUUUUUCUCGUGUGAAUUGAAUUCCUAGAAACCUGUGUCUGUGCUAUAAUGACGGCCAUCUGUUGAUCUGGCAAAUGUACUCCAGCUGGAUCAACAUCCAAUUUUCGUCUCUGUGAACAAAUGUUGCUGGAAGGCUGUUUUCUGUGAAAUGACUCUAAGCACUUUGAGUUUGUUGCAAAGGCCAGCAUAGUUCAAAAGAAUGGGUGUACUGUAGGAGAUGAAAUAUAUGCGUCUUUGCAGUUUCAUCUCGAAUCAGAGCAUUCGUGUGAUUAUAUCAAAUCGAAAUCGUAAGUGGUCGCUUGAAGUUGCGCAGCCCUCUUGUUUUCUUGCUUUGAAGAUUCUGCAUCGCAGAAGU
Messenger RNA from Amoebophrya sp. A120, 4863 nucleotides. Lineage: Eukaryota; Dinophyceae; Syndiniales; Amoebophryaceae. The record is from the annotation of a GenBank genome assembly.